Molecule: messenger RNA, 5994 nt
Organism: Exophiala viscosa
Lineage: Eukaryota; Fungi; Ascomycota; Eurotiomycetes; Chaetothyriales; Herpotrichiellaceae
Product: anaphase-promoting complex component APC1
Exons: 1
Coding region: 1-5994 (1997 amino acids)
Biological process (GO): protein K11-linked ubiquitination; anaphase-promoting complex-dependent catabolic process; metaphase/anaphase transition of mitotic cell cycle
Cellular component (GO): anaphase-promoting complex
Molecular function (GO): molecular adaptor activity
Source: RefSeq, a predicted model, not a curated record
AUGAGUUCAAUCCAGUCGCUCGGCCUCCAUGAACCGAGUGCUUUACCAUACCUCAUCGCCGAGUCGAUUCUACCACCAGACCCCUCCCCAGCUUUAUACAGCUGGACUAUCUUCCAUGGCUCGGCUGAUCGUGAAUUGGAUUUCGUGGAAGAGGAGAUUCUUACUACCAAGCAUUGCGCCGUCUGGUCCAGGAAUGGCAUGAUAAAAAGAGUGUUCAAUUUGACGGUUGAGGGAGAGCAAAUCCUACAAGCCUUCAUUACGAGUUUCUCUUCCAAACAGGACCAGGACGGAGUACCCAGCCACACCGAGGAGCGGACAAAGAAAGACGAGGCCGUGGACCGCGGUCUUGUGGUUGUGCUCAAAACUCAGGCUCAUAUCUUUCUGCUGUCUGGUGAUGGAUACGUUAUCCCCCUCUCAUUUGAGGUUGAGUCAGCCUUUCCAUUUCCCUCAGGGUUCAUGUUGCAGAGGAAAUUGGCAGAGGAUGAAUUGCAUGGUCAAGUUGCGCCUAUGCAUCAGGAUCUCAGCACCAUCAACGAGACCACUACUACCAUUGGAGGAAACAGCUCAAGACCGUCUCUGGUUCUACCAGUACGACAGCCAUGGACCACGAAUCUUGAGUCGGCGAAGAACAGUGGCAUGCCGCGGACCUUUUCAUUCAUCCAGGUCAUGUCCGAACUAGGCCUCGUGGUCUGCAGUUCGCUUCGUAAAGGUGAGCCUUUGGACCAAUGCAAAGCCCUUCCCAAAUCGGAGAGGAUAUUGUUUGUCUCUCGCUUUACCGAAUUCGACGCUCAAGGAAAAGAGGGACAGCCACCUGUCUGCCUGGCCUUGACGCUGAACGAGAAAACUUUCAUGUUUACAGUAUGGCGUGUAAGUUCACAUGUUGCAGCCGAAGAACAUGACGGGGACACUCGGAUGGCCAAGUCACGAAGCAGUAUCAGGAAAAGCUCAAACAUUCACAAGCGAGAUGGAGGGCAUGCACCUCAACCGUCGCGGCGACCAAAGGAUUUGAGAGAAGGCCUGGGGCCGCCGGGCCAGCAGUUUCCAGAAGCCAGCCCAUUUCCCGUGAAGCAAGAACAAGAUUCGUUGCCUGUGGACGAUCUGGCAAUACAACUCGGUCCCGAAUUCGGCGAUGUUGGAGUUCAGACCCGGUCCGCACGCAGAAUCAGUUCAAUGCUGGCACGAACAGAUCUUGGUUCUGCAGCAGACCGAACCACCUUCAACGAUAUUGCUAUGGGACACAGCGGUCGGCAUAGUCUUAACAGAGCAGUUAGACGUGGUGAGUCCUUGGGAGGUGUCAAUGACCGGCAAAGCUUUGGGCUACGACGAAGAAGCUCCUUCCCCACAAACACAUCUGCCUUCAGCGGUGCAACUUCAUUUCUAGACAUCUCCGCUCGGGGACUUCUAGACGAGAUGGACCCAUUACGAAAGUCAACUCUUCUCGAAGAGGAAACACUGGACAAUGCAGCCAGCGACCUACCCAGAGAUAUCGGCUUCUUCAGAGUCAACGAAUUUCCACGACAGCAGACACAUGAAGGUAUAGAUGUGCCUAUUGAUGUUAAAGUGGUAACGCUGAAAGCCUAUACGACCUUAUCAGGAGGACAACCUAAACCGGCCUCGCUCUACUUGUGUGUCUUGGACAAGAGCUUACAGGAACUCAGCAUUGUGCGAGUCUGGCAGAGGACAAAGGCUCAGAACAACAGCGAAAGACCGUCGUCAAGGCAAGAACCUGUCGAGCUAAAAUGUACACUGGUGCGCAGAAUAUCCAAGGUCAAGGAUAUCUGCAAGGUUGGAGAAGGGGAUGUUCAACGUAUGAUCAUCCUGACCGAAUCCCGCAACGAGGGUUUCAUCUUACAGCUCGAAGCACCGUGGUCUCCGUCCUUUAGAAUUGGGCUUCCGCCGAGAUUUGCGAUAUAUGACCCGUUCACCGGCUCGCAGUAUUUCAGUCCUCGAAAAGACAAGGACACGGGUAGCCGAAGGAUCAUUCCCGCAACAGAAGUGCAGAUACGAGCUCUACAUGGUUCGGCUGCACGGGGACGUUUCUAUGCAGUUGAUCAAGACCGACGUCGACAUGCCUUGCAACUCCGGCUUGCGCCUGCCGAUCCUUUGGUGCUGGACAUCCUGAAGAUGUGUGACAUAGUGCUGGGUACAGAUCAGCGUGAAAGUCUGUUAAUUGCAUUCUGGGAAGUCUCACGAUGGUUGGAGGUUAGGGAACCAUCAGCCAACUCGGAAUGGGUCGUGAUGAUAAUCGUUCUGUUUUCGCUCGCUAUACCCUUUAUCAACAGCCAGAAUCCAAACCCUUCCCCAAGUCAGCGACGGAAGAAGGGGGCUCUUCUCCGGUCGAGCAGUGGGAGCGCCGUUGACCUUACGAAUUACGAAGCUAUGCAUUACGAAGAGCAUGAUAUGACCAUGUAUGCCGGCAUACGUGGGCCAGCCUGGAAUUGGCUCCUGCGGAAGCAUUCAAACCAUUCACCUACCACGUUCAAGUCCAAGUCGGCUAGGAUGUUGAACACAACCUCUUCUGCCGAAAAUGUCACCGACAAGAAGAGCCCAUUCCUGGCCAAAUGUGUUGUCCUAGCAAAAGAGUAUACACAGUCUCCGGCUGGAGAAAGUGCACUUGGACCGGAAGGCUAUCUACCCACGUCGAUAAAUCGGGAACGAGAACAGCGGUGCAACGCCGUCCCAAGCAUUCUGCUGGGUCUUCACGUCUUGUACGAAGAGAGCAAACUAAACGUCACCUCCAAUAUCAAAUACCAAAAGUCGCAGGGCAAUUUGGUAACGGUCAUGGCCCAGCUUGGGUACUGGCUUCAAUGGAGAGACUGGACGGCCGAGUCUGGCACUUACUACGAGUUUGAAUCUUCUGAGGCUAACAAAUGUUUAUAUGAUCAGUCGCUUAUUGAUGGUUUGUCAAUGCCGGGUCAACCUUUUCCACCGUCCUCAAUUUACGAGUAUAUCGAACAAUGUAUCUGUGGCAAUCCUCCACCACAAUUUCUGACGCUGGACACCAUCAUAGAGGCAAAAAUGAAAGGCUCGGCCGCACGCCAGUGGUACAUGGCUGAGUUGACUCCACGGACCUUAGCACUCCUGACCUUUUUGUACGAAGCGACCAAUCAGGCUGGGUCAGAGCGGACUAUCCAAACAUUGUCUAAGUCGGGAAUGACUGAAUGCCAGAUGAAAACUCUGCCGGAUGGAGUGGCUGCGGCUUUCUGCCAGGCUCUUGCCUCCAAGAAGAGAGCAACGAGUGGAAAUCUUGGUCCCGACCGUGCUCUUUCUCUACUAAAGGACAGGGAGACACCCAAGUCGGAAAUUGGUGGUCAUGCAAGCAGACCGCAUGUUUCUCUGCAUCAUGAUGCGUUGCGGGAUUAUCACAGCAUCUGCAAUUCCGCGCUCGAAGCAGAAUCACUCCAACGUUGGGACGCGUCUUCUGAAGCUGACAGACAUGCAAUCACCCGCCUGAUUUUCAGUAAAGAUCGCCGUUUUCCAGAAGCCUCAAAGCUUGUCAACCAGACACGGCCUCCCGUGGUCGAAUGUACGCCCGAACCUGAGUGGACUGAGGUUGAACUCCUGGAAGCCCAAAAGGAGCUGGCCCAGCAUGUGACUCGUCGCACUUUGUCCGUUGCAGCAGGACGAGGCAUGAUGCAUUUCAACGCUCGAGUUCCUCUUCUUACGGAAAGAGUGCCUAUUCCAGCCUUCAGCCUGCAAUGCAUCAUGAAACCGAGGAACGCCACCGAGAGUACACAAGCAAUGACAUUCAGCGCCGACAAAGCAACAUUUACCGAAGAAAAGGUGUGUUGGGCUUUCUUCCACAAUGGGGCCUCAAUGGGUUUGAUGAUCUCAAAUGACGCUCAAGGCAUUGAUACCUCCUGGAUAUUGUACAACAAGCCACCUGAAUUGACGAACCGACAUGCAGGCUUUCUGCUCGCUCUGGGUCUCAACGGCCACUUGAAAACGUUGGCCAAGUGGGUGGCCUUCAAAUAUCUCACACCAAAGCAUACCAUGACAUCUGUUGGUCUACUUCUCGGACUCUCUGUGUCUUCACUCGGCACCAUGGACACCUUGGUAACUCGUCUCUUGUCAGUCCACGUUACGCGCUUACUUCCUCCUGGUGCCGCGGAACUGAAUCUGUCACCACUCACCCAAACUACUGGAAUAAUGGGCAUCGGACUGCUGUACUACGGCUCUCAGCAUCGUCGAAUGUCCGAGGUCAUGCUCUCAGAGAUUGAGAACAACGAUCCCGAAGAAGGCGCGGCUUCCGAUACGGUGCUUCGUGAUGAGGGCUACCGCUUAGCCGCCGGAUUCUCUUUAGGGCUCAUCAAUCUAGGUCAGGGCAAACGUCUCCAUGGUCUCCAUGAUAUGAACGUCGUCGAGAGGCUGCUCUCAAUAGCUGUGGGAACCAAGAAUGUGAAUAUGGUUCAUGUUCUUGACCGCGCCACGGCUGGAGCUGUCAUGGCCAUCGCGUUCAUUUUCCUCAAGACAAAUGAUGAAGCCAUAGCCAGCAAAGUCGACGUCCCAGACACUCUGCACCAGUUUGAUUAUGUUCGACCAGAUAUCUUCCUUCUUCGGACCCUUGCACGACACCUCAUCAUGUGGGAUUCGAUGGUGCCAACGCACGAUUUCGUCAAGGCAUCGCUUCCCAAACCCUACAGAGGGCGUGCGGACCUCCGAUCCAGCAAACACCUCAGCACAGAGGAUAUGCCUUUUUUGAAUAUCGUUGCUGGAAUAUGCCUUGCCAUAGCCUUGAGGUUCGCAGGAUCACAAUGUAUCGAUGCACGGGAUCUCCUGAUUUCCUACCUGGAUCAAUUCCUCAGACUUAGUCGCUUGCCUGCUCACAGUUAUGAUGCCAGAGUGACGUUGAACAGUGUGCGAAAUUGUCUGGAUACUCUCGCCCUCGCGACAGCAUCCGUCAUGGCGGGCUCAGGUGACUUGCAUGUUGUGCGGCGUCUGCGUGCCCUCCAUGGGCGAACGGACAAAGAUACGCCCUUUGGCAGCCACCUGGCAGCACAUAUGGCGUUGGGUACGCUGUUCUUGGCUGGUGGGACAAAGACGUUCGGCACGUCCAAACUCGCCGUGGCAAGUCUAUGCAUUGCCUUCUAUCCCCUCUUUCCCAACGACGUGCUCGACAAUAGUGGUCACCUCCAAGCACUCCGCCACUUGUGGGUACUAGCUACCGAAGCCAGGUGUCUUGUGCCCAGAGAUGGGGAUGCAGGUGGUUCAGUCGUUGGUGGUGUUAGUGGAACGAUUUACCUCAAAGACGGGACGACGAAGACGAUUCCCCUGCCUGGACUGAUACCCGAGUUCAACACCAUAAAAUCUGUUCAGGUCAAAGGCGAAGGAUUCUGGGACGCGGUACUUGAAUUGAAUGACAAGCAACUUCAGGACAAGAUCAAGGCCGAGAAUGGCGUCAAUGUUGUCCUUCGACGGCGCGCCGCUUAUGAUCGACCGUCUCGGGACCUAUUCAACGCGGAGCUGCAGGCCUUGAGCGAGGUACAAGGAAUUCCCAGUGUUGAUCCCAAUGCUGUCGCAGGCCAUGUACACGGCGGCAGUGGUUUGGCCGGUGUAGGUGUGGUUGCACAUCACUCGCCCAAGCAGGGCAAUCCCUUCGGUUGGGUAUUCGAGCUGGAUUCAUUCAAAGACUUCGACCACGCUGAAAGAGCGCUUGUUCUUGGUCCGACACCGGUUGGCGAAUGGAACGUCGACGAAUUGUUACAGACCACGGUGGUGGACUCACGGCUGGAGCUGGAAAAGGACGUUCUACUACCUGAUCAGAAUUUGAUGGAGAAAGACAAAUUGUGGCAGCUGAGGUUGUUGUUCGCAUGGUUCGAUCGCUGGGAAACAGACGAUGAGCAGAUUGGCGACGGCAAUGAUGAUGAGAUUGACAAUAAGUGGUUCAGCAAUUCGGGCGGUACGUGGUGGAGGAGGGAGGUCAUUGAGCGGUUGAGGUGGAGGGUGUGGAAUAUGACUACGACUGCGACUCAGGGCAGUGACGACGAUCAAUGA